Molecule: messenger RNA, 1293 nt
Organism: Micropterus dolomieu (smallmouth bass)
Lineage: Eukaryota; Metazoa; Chordata; Actinopteri; Centrarchiformes; Centrarchidae
Product: ceramide-1-phosphate transfer protein
Exons: 4
Coding region: 396-1052 (218 amino acids)
Biological process (GO): intermembrane lipid transfer; ceramide transport
Cellular component (GO): cytosol; cytoplasm; membrane
Molecular function (GO): ceramide 1-phosphate transfer activity; ceramide 1-phosphate binding
Source: RefSeq, a predicted model, not a curated record
AGCUUCCUCAGCUAACAACAGCUACUAACGAUAAAUGGUGAAACUUGCGAGUUGUUUUUGACUUCAUAACAGCAGUAGAUACACAAGUUAUUACUAUUCAAACAGAGCCAGACAUUUAGUGAAUAGAGACCUUCAAUGUUUUAGACACAUUUAUUGUUGACGGAACUAGCAAUGCAGAUGCUAACUUAGCCACUGGGACGUUACUCACCCAGUGGUGUUACUUUUAUUUCAGGCAUGUUUUCUCAUCAGGACAGCCUGUUUUUGAAGACAGAUGAUUGACACCUCGUGUCAAGUCACCCACAGUAAACCGUGGAUGCGACUUCCGGGCAGCGCAUUCAAAAUAAAUGUCCUUUUUGCCGAUCUUUUUACAAGAAUGCACUUCCGUAUAGAAAACCAUGGCAGAUUCUGUUGAUUCAGAAGACCAGACAUUCUGCUUACAGGAGGUGCUCGACACUUUCAAGUUGUGUUUGUCCGAGAAUAAAGAGGUCUACCUUGAACACUACGUCGCUGGGUGGCGUGGUCUUGUAAAGUUUCUGAACAGCUUGGGGAAUGUCUUUGGCUUCAUUUCCAAGGAUGCUGUCAACAAGAUCAAGAUCCUGGUCAACUACCUGGAGGGUGAGAACGGGUCUCACUAUGUCACUGUCCAGUCAAUGGUAAAAUAUGAGCUGGAGAAUGGACUAGUGGACCUGACCAAGAGGGGCAGCCAUGCAGAGUCAGGCUGCCGUACUCUACUGAGGCUGCACCGUGCGCUGAGGUGGCUGGAGCUCUUCCUGGAGCGCCUCCGCACCAGCAGUGAGGACAGCAAGACAUCUGUCAUGUGUGCAGAGGCCUACAAUGAGUCUCUUGCCCAGCACCACCCUUGGCUGGUCCGUAAGGCUGCAGGCAUGGCGUUCUGCGUGCUCCCAGGGCGUCCCGCUUUCCUUGAAGUGAUGAAUGUAGGGCCUCCGGAGCAAGUCGUGGCCAUGCUAGGGGACGCUCUACCUCUUAUCUCUGAGGUGUACCAGAUCACAGAGGAACUUUACGCUCAACAUAAUCUGCUUGAUUUACCAUAGAGAGCAACAAGUACUAUUGUCUGCCACUUUAAAUGAUUAAAUAUCCUCUACUUGUCCCACCUGAAGGGCUUUAAAGCUAGCUACUACUCCUGUUUGGUGAUUUAAGUGUUUCUCUGUACAGUGUUGGAUACAAAUAAUUUAGCAUCAUUUCAUUGAUGCUAAUCUGUACCUACUGCAUUAUCUACUGUUAAUUAUAAUGUUGCAUGUUAGUCUUUAUAAUCUGAAUGAACUUUAAAAUUCA